Molecule: messenger RNA, 1652 nt
Organism: Acaulospora colombiana
Lineage: Eukaryota; Fungi; Glomeromycota; Glomeromycetes; Diversisporales; Acaulosporaceae
Source: the annotation of a GenBank genome assembly
AUGUGCUGUCAACCUUAUAAUGAUAACAAAAAUUCAAUAUCGCAAUCAAAUUCGGAUAUUCCUUUACCAGCUAAAUCUGAAAAAAUAACAUCAGAAUCAACAAAAAUUGAUAAUAGACAAUCAUUAUUUUCUUCAUCUGGAAAUUCAAUUGAAAAGCAUGAUAUCGCAAAGAACAUCUCCAGUUUAAAUGGUAUAGCAAAACAUACAAUAUCUCAUAACAGUCCAACGACAAAUGGAAUGGCAGAUGUUUAUCCAACAUCCAUUUCAGAGGAAUCAAUAAAGGACAAAAAUCAAUAUGCAACUAAAAAUAGCUUUCCUCCACUCGGUAAUUCAAUUACAAGUAAUGGUCAUACCGGAAAAACCCAAUCGAACAUUAAUCGUCCAACUAAUGGACAGAUGAUGAAUCAAAAUAACGUUUCUACAAAUGAUGAAACACAAAUCCCACUACCUGACUCUCAAAACCUAAAGCCUACAUUAGCAAAUACGAAUAACAGCGGUGAGAAUGGGAAUCAUUACGUGCCUUCUUCAGACAGCGUUCCCAAAGAUGUCAAUGCAGCUGUAUGUGGUACCCAAUCACAAUCGCAACCAAAAGGUACAAAUAGCAUCUCCACUUCGAACAAACAGCCCGUUCGCUGGGCAGAUUUAUUACGCGAUAAUGGAGAGGCCACAACAACCACCACAACUAUCACUCAAAAGCCUGUAGCAAAGCCACUUAAUUCCAGCAAACAGGAGAAGCCGACAGCACCUUUACCGAACGGAAAGCCGAUCGUAGGUGGACUUGCUGGAGUCACCCUUCCACCUCGUGGACUAGUAAAUAAUGGUAAUAUGUGUUUCAUGAACGCGGUAUUCGGUGAACAUAUUCUGCCCGACUAUGUCUACGAUGCCUUAAGAGGUCUCAAGCGAUUUGAUUCUAUGAAAGGUCGACAAGAAGAUGCCGAGGAAUUUCUAGGAUUUUUACUUGAUGGUUUGCAUGAAGAGUUUUUGAGAGUUUCGAAACCUAGCGUUGCAACAAAUGGACAGACUAAUUUCCAUGAAAAGGUUACGUCCCCGAAAGAUGAUCCCGAGGAUAUUUGGAUGGAAACCGAUAUUGAGGAAUCACCGAUCAGUUGCAUUUUUGGUGGUCAAUUUCGUUCUGUACUUCAAUGUUCAGGUAGCAGCGAUUCAAUAACUCGUCAACCUUACCAGUCAUUACAACUGGAUAUUCAGCCUGAUGAUGUAAAAACCAUCGAAGACGCACUGAAAAAUCUUACGGCUCCCGAGAAUGUUGAAUUUAAAUCGAAAAAGGGUUUGGCACGUGCAACCAAACGGCUGUAUAUCGAAAAACUUCCUCCGAUUCUUACACUCCAUUUGAAAAGAUUUUUAUACGACAAUGUCGGUGGUACACAAAAAUUGAGCAAACAUGUUGGCUAUUCAACAACAUUAUCUAUUCCUCCAGAGUUGAUGGCUCCCGGUAGGCGACCGAGCAAUGCUACAGAAUAUCAGCUUUUUGGUGUUGUAUAUCAUCACGGAAAAUCUGCCACUGGGGGACAUUAUACAGCUGAUAUUCUUCGCAACGACAAUGAAUGGCUUCACAUAGACGAUACUACGAUAUCUCCAAUUUCUGCAGAUGAGGUUGCUGUGAUGGUGGAAAACUCCUCACAAACAACUGACCG